AUGAGCAGACAGGCGCCUACAGUGAGAUCCGUCCUGGGACGAAGAGGCUUUAGUUCUGCUUCGGAGAUCUGUGGUCGCAGCUACGCUGCCUCUGCCUGCCAGCCUGUGCGCUGCGGAGCCGGUGCCUACAGCAGCAGGAGCGUCUGCAACCUUGGUGGAAACAGGAGAAUUUCCUACGUGAAUGGGGGCUGUGGAAAUGGAUGUUUUGGAGAGCUCGGCUUUGGAGGUGUAGGCUACGGUAGUGUUGGAGGAAGGGUUGGUCUUUGUGGCCCCAGGGGAUAUAGCAUUGUGAGAGGGUACCCCGAUCGCAAGGCUGAGGGUAUCCAAGGCAUCUGCAUCGAUGAGAGGCUUCUGAAGCCCCUCUGCGUUGGUGUCGACCCACUGGAACAUGAAAUACGCUGCCAGGAGAAGGAACAGAUCAAGACCCUCAACACUCAAUUUGCCUGCUUCAUCGACAAGGUCCGAUUCCUGGAGCAGCAAAACAAAGUGCUGGAGACAAAGUGGGGCCUCCUGCAGCAAUAUGUCCUGCCAAAGAAAGGGAAAAACCUGGAGCUCUACUUUGAGAAUUACAUCUGCGACCUAAGGAAGCGCCUGGACUGCUUGCUCUGUGAGAAGCAAAAACUGGGCAGCGAAGAAUGUGCCACGAGCCAGCUGGUGGAGGAGUUCAAGUGCAAAUAUGAAGAGGAAAUCAACAGGCGCACGACUGUGGAGAAUGAGUUUGUGGCACUCAAAAAGGAUGCAGACUGUAUCUUUCUGAACAAGGAAGAGCUGGAGGUGAAGGUGGAUCUGUUAAGAAGGCAGCUGGAGUUGUUGAAAUGCGUGUUCGAGGAGGAACGAGCUCAGGUAGAUCGGCAGCUAUGCGACACUUCGGUCAUCGUGAAAAUGGACAACAACCGAGACCUGGACAUGGAAAGCAUCAUCAAGAACGUUGAAUGUUGGUACCAAGAAAUAGCUCAGAAGAGCAAAGAAGAAGUUGAUGCUUUCUAUCAAACCAGGUUUCAGGAGCUUCAGGAUAAGAGAGGCAAGUAUUGCGACGACCUGCAGAGCAAUAAGUGUGAGAUUUCAGAGCUAACCCGUAUGAUACAGAAGCUGCAGUGUGAACUGGAGAACGUGAAGAAGCAGGUCUCCUGCCUGCAAACCUCCAUUUGUGAUGUUGAACAGCGAGGAGAUUGUGCCCUCAAAGAUGCCCGGGAGAAGCAUGUUGAGCUGCAGAAUGCCCUUCAGAAGGCCAAGGAUGAGCUGGCUUGCAUGCUGAGGGACUACCAGGAGCUGCUGAAUGUCAAGCUGGCCUUGGAUAUUGAGAUUGCAACGUAUAAGACUCUACUGGAGGGUGAAGAGAGCAGGAUAUGUGUGGGGAACCCAGUGAGCGUGUCUGUGGUCAGCAGCGGCUACAACAUCCCUGACGACUGUGGGAUGCUGGCUGCAAACGCGGCUGCGUGCGGCUACGGCUCCUUGGGAAGACGAUCCGGACGGCACAGCUCCCAGAAUGGAGGAUUCAGCUCCCGGAGCGCUGGGAUCCACCCCAAGAGAGUCAUUAGCUCGGUGGCCAAGCAGUGUGUCCCAGAGGUGUACUGCCAAGCCGGAGCUGUCAACUGCAAGAAUGGGGGAUUCAGCUCCCGGAGCGGGGGUUACCCAGCCCGCACCGUCAUCAGCACGGGGAACGGGGGCUUGAAUGCUCGCAUGGGGCAGUGCCAAGCUGGUGGGGUGGUCAGCUUUGGAAACCAGGGCUGCGUUGUCAGGCAGCUGGGGGGCUCUCCCGUCGUCGUUGCGAACAGCCCUGAGGUUGUGGGGUGCAACAACGGCGUGGCGGGGAACUACGCGGUUGUCAGAGACCCCUGUGUUGUGCCGUAG
Pezoporus occidentalis (night parrot) is the source of this 1851-nucleotide messenger RNA. Its product is annotated as keratin, type II cytoskeletal 4-like. The coding region runs from base 1 to 1851 and encodes 616 amino acids. Gene Ontology annotation, molecular function: structural constituent of skin epidermis. Lineage: Eukaryota; Metazoa; Chordata; Aves; Psittaciformes; Psittacidae. Gene Ontology annotation, biological process: intermediate filament organization; keratinization. The transcript is spliced from 9 exons. The record is from RefSeq and is a predicted model, not a curated record. Gene Ontology annotation, cellular component: keratin filament.